Messenger RNA from Aedes aegypti (yellow fever mosquito), 1805 nucleotides. RefSeq names its product protein obstructor-E (gene Gasp). The record is from RefSeq and is a predicted model, not a curated record. NCBI's taxonomy places the organism in Eukaryota, Metazoa, Arthropoda, Insecta, Diptera, Culicidae. The coding region runs from base 383 to 1177 and encodes 264 amino acids. Gene Ontology annotation, cellular component: extracellular region. Gene Ontology annotation, molecular function: chitin binding. The transcript is spliced from 5 exons.
CGCUUGUGCCGAAGUGGGCUUAGGCGGCUCUCGCUCGUGUGUUUCUUUUUUACUGCUGUGAUGUUGUUUGACUGUGUUGGUGUGGCGAUAAACGAAAAAAGUUUUUUCCACCUACUGGGGUAUAAAAACCGAUUGUAAAAUUACCUUUUAAUACAGUUUUCCUAGAGGUUUGGCGGAGUAUACAUUUCGAAGAGAUAUCCUUCGAGAGAAACGACUACCGAAGUUUGGUGUGCAGAGGGAUUUUACCCGUGCUGUUUCGUGGAGUGAAGUGUGACUGUUGCUUGGUGCAAAAGUGUUGGACAUUUGAGGAUUUCGAGUUAAUCGAUUUAAGGACACUCUGUUUCGACGUGCAAACAGUGAAAAACAGUGUAAACGAUAAAAAAUGAAGUACAGCAUAGUAUUCGUGGUCGCUUUGUUUGGAGCCGCAAUGGCCCAGGAAAGCUUCAAAUGUCCAGACGACUUUGGUUUCUAUCCUCACCACACAUCCUGCGACAAAUACUGGAAAUGCGAUAACAACGUGGCCGAGCUGAAAACUUGCGGAAAUGGUCUGGCCUUCGACGCGACAGACUCCAAAUAUCUGACAGAGAAUUGUGAUUACCUGCACAACGUUGACUGUGGUGACCGCACACAGCUAGAACCUCCAAUCUCCACUCCACACUGCGACCGUCUGUACGGUAUCUUUGCUGAUCCUGCCAAGUGCGACGUUUUCUGGAACUGCUGGAGCGGUGAAGCCUCGCGUUACCAAUGCUCUCCUGGACUGGCUUACGACCGUGAAGCUCGCGUCUGCAUGUGGGCUGAUCAAGUUCCAGAAUGCAAGAACGAAGAAGUAGCCAACGGCUUUGCUUGCCCUGCUGCCGGUGAAAUCUCCAACGCUGGCUCCUUCUCCCGACAUGCUCACCCAGAAGACUGCCGUAAAUACUACAUCUGCCUGGAAGGAGUCGCCCGUGAAUACGGAUGCCCGAUCGGAACUGUCUUCAAGAUUGGCGAUGCUGACGGCACUGGAAACUGCGAAGAUCCAGAAGAUGUUCCCGGAUGUGAAGAUUACUAUGGUGACUUGGACUUGAAAAGCAUCCGUAAGAGCGAACUCCUCGCCGGUCUCGCACAGGUCAAUUCGGGUGGUGCCCAACCUGCCAAAUCCACUUUCAAAUCCAACCGCCCAGCUGGAAAGGAAAACUAAACCAUAACUCAAAAAACCACACAACAAAUUAGAAACUGAAGCGUACUUCUAGAAGACCUAGAGACCUAGACGCUAGGGAACCGUAGCGAAACUAGUUUCUAAGAAGUAUUUAAAAAAAUACUACGAAAGAUCCUCCAACGAACAUCCUGCUUUUUGAUCAGGAGGACAAUAGACUGUUAUUAAAGUAAAGAUUUUAGAUAAGUGAUAGUCAGAGAGGAAUACUCAAAUUUGCAGAACUUUUACAAAAACCUUUAAAAAUCUAAAAAUACAUUUUUCUGGAAAGAUGUUUCGUAAUUUUACACUCAAGAGUAGAGAGCUUCGCUCGAUCACAGCGAACUCGAUUUUAAUUAAUUUAUUUUCUUCCUCUUAGUUAAGCAGACGUGAAGCACUGACUCAAACGUAUGCACAAACAGUGACAACACUACUUACCCGUCUCCAAUACUUUCCUCUACAUAAAAACCUCUCAAUUUUACUGUGUACACCGACUGAGGUUCGUUCCCUCAUAAAACAAGUUUCAACUUUUCUAUGAAAAAGAGAUUUCAUUUGUAUGUAAAAAUUGGAAUAUCAAAUGCCUUAUACAACAGAAGAAGAAACCUAAGAAAAGAAAAAUAAAGAAAAAUCGAAAAAA